UCUUUUCCAUUGUUGUUGUCAAGGUGUGUAGUAUUCAUUCAUUUCGUGAAACAAAAUUAUUCCUGUUUUGGUCAUUUAACUAAUGGAUAGAUACAUGUAUUUAUUUCCUCUCUCUUAUUUUGUGUGUAUUUCUUUCUCACUAUAGACAGUUUAGUCUCUUAUAAAGAAAACUUCCAAAAUGUAAGUAAGAGAAUGGAUGAAUCUAACUCCUAUUUAACUCAAACCUCACUAAGUCGGGAGAGAGAGCCUUUGAAGAUUCCAUAACAUGGCUCUUAAUUCUCACUACCAAGAAACCUCUACCCUCUCCCACAACGGAGUCUACAUUGGUACAGAGAGCUGCUUCAACGAUUUCUCCAACAAGACCGGUGAUGUCGGGUUACCAUGUGAAAGAAGAGAGGAUACAAAAACAGUGGCGCGUGAGAUACUGUCACCUCCAACGUUACCAUCGUACGUGCCGUCAGUGCUGAAGAGAGAGUAUACGAGUGAUGGUCGGCUUUUACUUAAGGAAGAGAAAGUGCGUCGUCACGAGUAUUUUCAAGCUCACAGAUCCAACGGUCGUCUCACGCUCAAGCUAGUCUCUCUUGAUGAUCAUCAUCAUCAUCAUGCUUCAGAUGUUAAGGAUGGUGUUUAUGAUCAUUACGAUCCUGCUUAG
Messenger RNA from Arabidopsis lyrata subsp. lyrata, 652 nucleotides. RefSeq lists its product as uncharacterized. The record is from RefSeq and is a predicted model, not a curated record. Lineage: Eukaryota; Viridiplantae; Streptophyta; Magnoliopsida; Brassicales; Brassicaceae. The transcript has a single exon. The coding region runs from base 266 to 652 and encodes 128 amino acids.